AGUCCACUUCCAUUCAUCCGGAACAGACAUCGCAUGCUUGGCUGAUCGAGAAUUUUACGGUUUGAAGCAACGCUCGCGCGCCAAAUUAGCAGCUUUACACAGACAAAUGUAACGGCCAUAACGGCACAAAUACCAUUUCAGUAUGAGUAUACUAUCAGUGCUACUCUUAGUUCAUGGGAUUUUUGCAGCGAAUGGACAGGGAAUUGGUAAAAGCGAGAACACCGAGAAAUUAUCCAAACGUUUAGCCGUGCAAUACCGUCACCUCCUGUGGCCAGCGGUAACCGAUGAAAAUCUACACGUCAUCAAGGUCGUCAUUCCAUAUACGGUCAAGACGGGCGGCUGGUUCUCUGGCCUGGGCGAGGCAGACAAGCUAAUUAUACGAAAGGCUUCAUCAGUCAUCGAGAGGUACACGUGCAUCAAGUUUGAGGAACGCAAGCAUCAACGAGAUUAUGUGGAGUUUUACAUGGACAAAAGCGGGAUUUGUGAGUCUGACAUAGGACGCAUAAGAGGGAGGCAGACCGUAUCACUGGGUCAAGGCUGCCGUAACCCUGGUCACGUGACGCACGAGCUGAUGCACACGCUGGGAUUCUACCAUGAGCACACGCGGCCCGACAGGGACAAGUUCGUCAGAAUCCUGUGGGACAAUAUCAAACCGGGAAAUCGUCCACAAUUCGAGAUCCGAUCAGAAUCAAAGGCCACGACGCUUGGUCAGCAGUAUGACUUCCGCUCAAUCAUGCACUACCGCAAAACUGAGUUCAGUAAGAACGGGCAGAACACCAUUGAGGCUGUGCAGAACCCAGACAUGGAACUUGGCUCCGUCAACUCGCUCUCUGCGGUGGACAUCAUGCAGAUUAAUCGCCUGUAUAACUGCCCACAAGCUAGAUUAUUGGUUGAUAACUAUCACGUGACUGUCAUAACGGGUCGCGCGGUGUUUGCCGGGACAGACGCAGGAGUUUUCGUGGAGCUGUACGGGCGUAGGGGGAACUCUGGAGAGAUGGAGCUUAACUCACGUGUCAGUGACUUCGAGUCGGGAAGUAUCGACAAGUUCAACAUAGUUGCUCCAACUCUUGGUGAGCUGACGAAAAUCACAGUUCGGCAGAAUGGCGAAGGCCUCCAUGCUGCCUGGUACAUAGACAAGGUGAUAGUUCGUGACGACAGGCGUAGAGUGGCAUACACGUUUCCGUGCUCGUGCUGGCUGACAAGCCCAACUGACACCAAGACGCUCACUCCCUUGAUGCUUGCGUGACGUGUUUUGACCUGCCUGCGUGACACUUGACCUUUCGUCCGAUCACGUGCAUCGUGCUAACCGAACGUGUAUACAAUGCAACUUUUACCAAGACUCUCACUUCCUUAAAUUCCCAUCGCACCUUAAAAGAAUUGUAAAUCUUAAGUAGGGGUCCGCUGUAAAAUAUGAGCUUACUUUGAGUAGUUUAUGCUGUCACAGACAUUCGCGCGUCUUAAAAAAAUUUUUCGGCACAUUUCGCGAUCGCGGAGAGAAAUCGUGUUUGCAUGGGAUUUAGUUUCGCAAAUUUGAAAAUCAUAUUCGAAAUUGACAAUACAUCAGGAACAGGCCGAUAAUGGAAAGAUAAAAGAACAGCGUAACUACACACACUACAAGGAACCGGGACAGGAUGGUCAACUGCACAAAGGACAUUAUUGGAGAAAGAUGUCGGGCGAAUCUUUAAAUGUAAAAAAAAAAAAAAAAUAAAUAAAUAGAUAAUGCCUCCACCAAGGCUUUUACAAAUGUUGCUUACAAUUUGUUAUAGGACCUUUGAAAACACAAAUAUAUGAUUUUUAUAGCAUUAAAUCUCACAUGAAAGUUCGCGGUCUGUAUUUUUCGCGAGUAUUUUAUUUGAAUUCGCGUUUUUUUUUAAAUCGCGAAAAUCGAGAAUUAAGUUCAUGCGAAAAUUAAGCAGAAGAAGGUGUAUCUGUAGCACUGAUUAUAAACUAAAUUAACAUAGUUGUCAACUAAUCCGUAGAAAAUCGUCGAAAAAUGUGCGAGGGGGGACUCUAGCUAAUUUUACAUUGCAACUGCAGGAAAUAUUCUAAUUUGAUUUUAACUACUUUGCGAGUCCCUUUAGUCAUAAGACUUUAAAAGAACAAACAUGUUUUGAGCCAAAAAUAAAUUGUUAUCUAACUCCUGUAACCCUGAUGAAUUUACGUCACGUUUUAUAGUACCCUAGGCGACACAAGACAAAUAAAUCGAUAACUAAAAAUA
This is a messenger RNA of Nematostella vectensis (starlet sea anemone), 2218 nucleotides long. Its product is annotated as astacin-like metalloprotease toxin 3. NCBI's taxonomy places the organism in Eukaryota, Metazoa, Cnidaria, Anthozoa, Actiniaria, Edwardsiidae. Bases 143 to 1246 code for a protein of 367 amino acids. Gene Ontology annotation, biological process: proteolysis. The transcript has 7 exons. The record is from RefSeq and is a predicted model, not a curated record. Gene Ontology annotation, molecular function: metalloendopeptidase activity; protein binding; zinc ion binding.